Molecule: messenger RNA, 761 nt
Organism: Drosophila ficusphila
Lineage: Eukaryota; Metazoa; Arthropoda; Insecta; Diptera; Drosophilidae
Exons: 3
Coding region: 128-715 (195 amino acids)
Source: RefSeq, a predicted model, not a curated record
CAAAUAUGGAUUUAAUGUCAAACAAGGCAGUUAUUCGAAAUGAAUUUCAUAAGAUUUUAAUCUCGAAACAAAAUAACAACGAUUUUAGUGUUUCUUUCAUGCGGAAAUUAUUUUGAUUAUCAAACAGAUGAGUUCAUACUUUUCAAUAAACCAGCAUUUUAGUAGAGGAGCAAUGUGGUCUAAAUACGAUCUUCUUUUUUGGGCAGUUCUUGCUUUUAACUUUGCAGUCGAUGAUGCAGUUGUUUUCAAGUUCUCGAAUUUCCAGUGCAAGAGUUACAACGAAUCGUGGUUUGUUUUUAACUAUUACCGUCUGAAGGCCGUCAGUCGGGACAGGGUUCUGCUCAAUAUGAAUGGAACUAUUCUGCAUCCGGCGCACAACAUUCAAGUUCACGCAAAAGUCUAUAAAAAGGCCAAUGGUUUCAAGCCAUGGCUACUGGAGACCACUGUUGACAUGUGCAGGUUUAUAAAUAAGCGCUAUGAUCCAUUCUUAAAAAUCGUCUACAACAUCUUCAAAGAAUUCUCAAACAUUAAUCACACCUGUCCCUACGUGGGGCAUCAAGUCAUCAAAGAUUUGUAUGUAAAUCCGGAGUUAUUAAUUCUACCCAUUCCAUCUGGAGAGUAUUUGCUGACGGGUCGCUGGAAUUUUGAUAAGAAACUUAUAAUUGGUAUCAAUGUUACUUUUAUUUUUAUGGAAGAUCUUUUAAAAAGAACAUAAAAGACCUUAUCAAGCUUUCUGUAGAAUAAAAUUUCCGUUUUAUGCA